Macrosteles quadrilineatus (aster leafhopper) is the source of this 1894-nucleotide messenger RNA. Its product is annotated as alpha-1,6-mannosyl-glycoprotein 2-beta-N-acetylglucosaminyltransferase-like. The transcript is spliced from 7 exons. The coding region runs from base 306 to 1634 and encodes 442 amino acids. Gene Ontology annotation, molecular function: alpha-1,6-mannosylglycoprotein 2-beta-N-acetylglucosaminyltransferase activity. Gene Ontology annotation, biological process: oligosaccharide biosynthetic process; protein N-linked glycosylation. Gene Ontology annotation, cellular component: Golgi membrane; Golgi stack. NCBI's taxonomy places the organism in Eukaryota, Metazoa, Arthropoda, Insecta, Hemiptera, Cicadellidae. The record is from RefSeq and is a predicted model, not a curated record.
GGUCGUAGGCUCCGUGAGGAAGUCAGUGAAUUUAUCUGUUUGUACUGUAAUUAUCUUCCACUGUUUGCUUAAUGCAGUUUUGUGUUUUCCUCAACUAUAUUAGGUCACUAUUGUAGGUUUUCCUUCAUUGCACUCCUCAUGAUUAAGAAACUUGGGUUUUUUUAUAGUUUAUUUUUUAAAGGACUUUAAAAAGUUUAUUUUUAAAAAAUCUUUAGGUCUACUUGUGAAUAAGUGUAUUGUGAUCAAAAAUGUGUCCUCAGUGUUGAUUAACCAUUAUUUUGUUUAGUUUUUAAUCCAUCCCAACAAUGACAAACUAUUACAAGUACCUUCCAAUGAAGAGUAUAAGACGGUCAAAAUUGGCUCUGAAAAAGAGACAAACUAGGCAAUAUCUCUUUGCUCUUUUACUUUUACUAGCACUAAUUUUCAUGUGUCUUUAUGAGUUUUAUUUCACUAUAAUGGAAAGAGCCAAAAAUGGAGAGGCAGAGGCUAAUAUAUUAGAAAGAAUAGUUUGUCAGGUAUUCAUGUUAAGUGUGUGUCCUAACAAAGAAGAUGGGUCAUCUACACAGCUCCGAAACAAAAUAGAACAAUUAAAUAAAGAACAAAAAAUUAGAAAUUUUAGUGAUCAAGAGCUAAAAGAACAAAGUACUGUUGUUGUAAUCCAGGUUCACAGGCAAAUUGAAUAUUUGAAAGAGCUCAUCUCUUCUCUCUCAGAUGUUCCUGAUGCAGAUUCAAUGUUUUUAAUAUUUAGUCAUGACUACUACAGUGAAGAUAUCAAUCAAUUGGUUCAUUCGAUUGAUUUUGCUCCAGUGCUGCAAGUAUUUUUUCCUUUCAGUUCUCAACUUUAUCCAAACGAAUUCCCUGGGAAUAGCCCAGAUGAUUGCCCUUGGAACCUGGAAGUUGCAGAGGCCAGGAGUCGGGAGUGUGAGGGAGCCCAGACUCCAGAUCAGAACGGCCACUUCCGUCAAGCUGAAGUCUCACAGAGCAAGCACCAUUGGUGGUGGAUGUACAAUAUGGUCUUUGAGAAAGUUCAUAUCCUUAAACAAUAUAAUGGGCCGGUUUUGUUCCUAGAAGAAGGCCAGUUUGUAGCGCCUGACACUGUACACAUGCUGCGACUGAUGACAGAGCUGGCGGCCGUGCAAUGUCCCGAAUGUAACAGCUUCCAUCUCCACAACCCACAUGGCUCACAGCUAUACAAGGUUGAAACCAACAAGGUGGAGAUUGCACCUUGGGACGGUGUAGGAUUUGCAUUUGGCCGUGGUCUGUGGCAAGCUCUCCGAGCGUGUGCGAACGUGUUCUGUACCUUGGAUGAUGCCAACUGGAGUGCCAGCUUCCUGUACGCAGCUCAGGAGUGCUUUUUCCAACGACUCACCACCCUUGUAAUCAGAGUGUCUCGUGUUUUAGAGCUGUGUGAAAGCAAGAGUGGAGCAUGUGACUUGCAGAUGGCUGUGCAUGAGGCCAAGACACAGUUGUCCUCUGUCAAGCCGUAUAUGUUCCCGGAGAAUGUGAUGCUAGAGUCUACUAACUACCACCAACCACAUGUGAGGAGGGGGUGGGGCGGCUGGUCCGACUCGAGAGACAUCCAACUAUGUCUCAAUCUCACUGUAUGGCCCACAUCAACAGUUUUAGCCAAGUAGAAACCAUUAUAACAGACUGUAUAUUCCUAGUUUUAAUAUGUUUAACUUUUGUUCCUGAAAAGUAUGUUUUACAGUCUAUACAAGUUUUUUAAAGAUUCUUACCAUUAUUGUACUUGUACAGUAUUUUUCCAGAUGAAACAUUUAUCGCCAUAACUUUCAAAACUAUUUUGUUUGAGGACUGGGAUUGUUAGUAAAUUCUUAUUGUAAGCUAAUUUAACUUAACUGUUCAUGUUUAAUUUUAUUAAUAAAAGUAUUUUUUU